This is a messenger RNA of Sus scrofa (pig), 536 nucleotides long. RefSeq names its product PAGE family member 2B (gene PAGE2B). NCBI's taxonomy places the organism in Eukaryota, Metazoa, Chordata, Mammalia, Artiodactyla, Suidae. The record is from RefSeq and is marked provisional.
CUUGUGUGCCGGUAGCGGUGGUCCUGUUCCUGCUGUCUUCAAUUCCUUCUUGCUGACUGAAACUUAGCCAGUAGAUCUCCAUAGCACUAUUCCCGGGACUUAAGUUGGAGAAUAUGAGUGGGCAUGUAAGAACAGAAUCCAAAUCUGCAGGAAGAAGAGAUGAUGGAGAGUCCUUCCAGCCAGUUGGACGUCUGGUUGCUCAACAGCCCAGUGAUAAACAACCUCAACUAGAAAAACCACCAACCGAGAGUCAGGAUAUUAUACCUGCUCAGGACAUUGGAGAUGAAGAAGCACCUGUAGCUCAAGGGCUUGUUAUGAAAGCUGAACAGGAACUGUCUCUGCUGAAGAUUGUGGAUGAGCCUGGGGAUGGUCCUGAUAUCAAGGAGGAGAGUCUCCCAAGUCUAGAGCCCAUUAAAAUGCCAGAAGCAGGUGAAGGACAACCACAGAUUUAAAUAAAGACAGGCAUGCUAUCCUUAUGUUGGGAAUUUGACUGUUAAACAUUGCUCAAUAAAGUUUUACAACUUUUCUUCAAAGAA